Molecule: messenger RNA, 1151 nt
Organism: Spinacia oleracea (spinach)
Lineage: Eukaryota; Viridiplantae; Streptophyta; Magnoliopsida; Caryophyllales; Amaranthaceae
Exons: 7
Coding region: 204-890 (228 amino acids)
Biological process (GO): translational termination
Molecular function (GO): translation release factor activity
Source: RefSeq, a predicted model, not a curated record
GUUAUAGAGUGAGUUACCCGAAAGGAAAAUAUAAGCACAUUGUCCAUUUCUAGCCACCAAGGAAAAUGGCCUCGUUAGUCGCCACAAAUCUUUAAAUCUACAAACAAAAGAAAUUCUCCGAAUUUCUCCCCCAAGUUAUCAGCAAUUACAUUGAACGAUCUUCACUAGGGUUCUAACUUCAUAAAUCAAACUCAAUCACAAAAAUGGCGGGCAUUAGAAUGACCACAAACAUCUUCCUCAAUGGAGUUUCUCAAUCGGCGUUUCGGGCAUUUUCAACGAAACGCGUCGCUUUAGCGUUUCUUAGAAGCUCGCCUUACAACGGCUGCCGGAAUAUCAGCUACGAAAGUUUCCGGUGUGCGGCGUCGCAGUAUGGAGAUACUCGGAAGAAAGCGUCGCGUCUAUCUCAGGUCCAGCAGCUUCUUGUUGAAGCUGAAGAACGCGCUUCCUCCGCCGUCAACGAGCCUCCUCCUCCUAAGAUUUCUCUUGAGCAUGUGACUCUUAAUUUUGCAAGGAGUGGAGGGCCUGGAGGUCAAAAUGUUAACAAAGUAAACACUAAGGUAGACAUGCGCUUCAAUGUAAAAAAUGCAACUUGGCUAAGCGAAAGAAUCAGAGAGAAGAUUAUUCAAUUGGAGAAGAAUCGGAUCAACAAAGAAGGAGAGAUAGUUAUUUCUUCCACAAAGACUCGGACACAACAGGGUAACAUUGAAGACGCCCUAUCAAAACUACAGGCAAUUAUUGAUGCUGCUUCGUAUGUCCCACCAGCUCCCACAGAAGAGCAAAAGAAGAAAAUAGCCCAGUUGUCUGCCAAGUCAGAGCAGAAACGACUGCAGGGCAAAAAAGAGCUAUCGCAAAAGAAAGCCUUCCGUCAAAACAAAGGUAGUUGGGACUAAACCAGUGAGCUGGGAUCCCAACUGUUUCGAGAUGGUGAAUCAGAGAUCACGAACUUUACGUCCACUUUCAACCCGUUUCCGGUUACAGAAAAGGGUUGCCUUUUAAGAAGAUAAACUUUCGUCUGUUGUGAAUAUGUUAGGUAAGGUUGUUGCUUGGCUUUUAACGGGUUUCCUCAUGUUACAUCCAACUGUCCAUAUAUCGAACAAUAUGGCAUUGAAACAUACAGAAAUACCACCGAAUUCGGCAAUCUUUUGACUAAA